UCCGCCGAGUCCCUCGCUGCAGAUCAGACAAUAAAGCGGGGAGGGAGCGGGAAAAACAGGGAUGGGAAUAUGACCAAGAUGCUCUGAGAGGAUGAAGAUGAGAUUCUUGACUUUUUUCUGGAAAGAGCAGAAAAUAAACGUCUCCAGGUACACCCUCUGCGCUCCUUAAUCGCAAGCGCUGCUUUGCAGGACUGAAUCUUGGAUUUUUUUGCUAUUUCUGCGAUUCUUGCACGUUCUGGCUGCUGUCUUCCCAACUUUCUUGACCACCAGAGGUUUGCUUGGGUGAACAAAGUGGAUUUUAUGUUUAAAGUGAAUGUAAAUGCACACGUGAGCACUUUCUUCUACUUUCCUCCGACUUUGUGGAAGAAGCGUCUCUUUCCCAGCUUGUGCCCAAGGAUGGCGGGCUGUACCAGCCGCUGCCGGCAGGGGGUGCUCAAGUUGAUCCAGUCUGUUCAGCGACUGCUUUCAGGAAGCCUUUCGAAAGGAGAAGCUGGAGCUGCAGUGAAGAGGAAAAAAAAACGUGUAUCCAUGAAUUUUUUACAAAUAAAACAGAUGAGGAGCUUGAGAUGACGACCGUCUGCCACCGGCCGGAGGGUCUGGAACAACUGGAAGCCCAAACCAACUUCAGCAAGCAGGAGCUCCAGAUCCUCUACCGUGGCUUCAAGAAUGAAUGUCCCAGCGGAGUGGUAAACGAGGAGACCUUCAAACACAUCUACGCACAGUUUUUCCCCCACGGAGAUGCGAGCAUGUACGCGCAUUACCUUUUCAACGCUUUCGACACGACGAACAACGGCUCCAUUAAGUUUAAGGACUUUGUAGUGGGCUUGUCCAUCCUCCUGAGGGGAACCUUGAGGGAAAAACUGGAGUGGACGUUUCACCUUUACGACAUCAACAGAGAUGGCUACAUCAACAGGGAGGAAAUGACGGAGAUUGUGAAGGCCAUUUAUGACAUGAUGGGCAAGUACACCUACCCAGCACUGAAGGGAGAUGUGCCACAGCAGCAUGUGGAUAUCUUUUUUCAGAAAAUGGACAAAAACAAAGACGGAGUGGUGACUUUAGAGGAGUUUGUUAUAGCCUGCCAGGAGGAUGAAACCAUGAUGAGAUCCAUGCAGCUGUUUGAGAAUGUGAUGUAAGACGAGAGGAGGAAACCACGGAUGACGAACAAUCAGAGGGCUCGGUGCGUGGAUGCACAGAGGACGUGCGGGACUUGCAGUCUCUCGUCCUUUUGACCUUUUUUUUAAUCCACCUGCCGACGGAAUGCAGACAAAGACUUGCAUGACAGAGCAGGACUUGAAUUCUUUUGUCGCUAAAAAGAGAAAAAGCAUGGAGGUCAAACUCUCGUACCUGUUUUCAAAGGCGGGCCACUUCCUUGUUUUGCACUGGUCCCUGGCACGUUCUAAAAAUAGAAUUUAACGAGACAACUAAUACAAAGAAACCAACAGCAGCAAAAAUGGAAAAAUCAACACCAAUUUUACAAGAAUAAAGUACAAAUAUUGAGGAGAAAAAUGAUGUAAUCUAAUGAGGAAAAAGUCAUAAUUUUACGAGAAUUACGUCGAAAAAAUAUGAGGAAAAAUAAGUUUAGGUUGCAGAAAAAGUUAUGUUGUGAGGAUAAAGUCAAAAUAUUAUGGAAUAAAUCAGAAUUGCAAGAAAAUUUAAAAUAAAGUGAAAAUAGUUUAAGAAAAUUAAAAAAAAACAGCUGUAAUUGUAUAAAAAUAAAUUUGUAAAUAUGAGAAAUAAGUGGUAAUUUUUAAGAAAAUUUGGUUGGGGGAGAAAGUCAAAAUAUUAUGGGAAUAAAGUCAUAACAUUCCGAAAAGUAAUAAUUUACAAAGAUUAUUUAAAAAAGGCAGUUGAAAUAUUUGGAGAAAAAAAAUAGCUAAACUGGCUGGGAUUUUAUGAGAAUAAAGUCCAAAUAUUAAGAAAAGUUGUAUUCCAACAAGGAAAAAAGUCACAAUAUUACGAGAAUAAACUCAUAAUAUUAUGAGGAAAAAAUAAUUUUAAUAGCAUACAGUUGAAAUAUUAAAGAAAAAACAUAUUUUUUAAGUCAUAAUAUGAGAAACAAGUUGUCAUUUUUGAAAAAUUAGGCUGGGGGGAAAAAGGCCAAGUAUUAUGGGAAUAAAGUCCUAAUAGUUUGAAAAGAAAGUUUAUCAACAUUAUUUAGGAAGACAGUUGAAAUAUUUGGAAAAUGUAAAAAAAGAAAAGAAAGAAAACCCAGCAAAAACGGCUGUAAUUUUAAAAGAAUUAAGUCAAAAUAUUAUGAGAAAAAAGUUGUAUUCCAACAAGAAAAAAAGGUCACUAUAUUUCAAGAAUAAACUUGUAAUAUUAUGAGGAAAAAUAAUUUAAUUUUAGUAACAUAGAGUUGAAAUAUUUAAGAAAAAAAAUAUGUUUUUUUAAGUCAUAAUAUGAGAAACAAGGUGUAAUUCUUAGAAAAUUACGUUGGGGGAAAAAGUUCAAAUAUUAUGGGAAUAAGGUCAUAAUAUUCCGAAAAGAAAAAUUAUGAAGAUUAUUUAAGAAGGCAUUUAAAAUAUUUGGAAAUUUAAAAAAAAUACGUUAAAAACAGCUGUGAUUUUAUGAGAAUAAAAUCAAAAUAUUAAGAGGGAAAAAAAUUGCAUUCCAACAAAAAAAAGUAUGAGAGACUAUUACCAAGAAAAAAUUUCAUUUUAGUAGCAUAGAUUUUAAAAAUUAAAGAAAAAAUUGGUUAUUCUUUAAAAAGUCGCAAUAUGACAAAAAAAGUUGUAGUUUUUGGAAAAUUAGGUUGGGUAAAAAGUCAAAGUAUUAUGGGAAUAAAGUCAUGAUAUUCCAAAAAGAAAAAAAUCCAAAGAUUAUUUAAGAAGACAGUUGAAAUAUUUGGAAAAUUAAAAAAAAAAAAAACCCUGCAAAAACGGCUGUGAUUUUACGAGAAUAAAGUCUAUAUAUAUAUAUAUAUAUAUAUAUAUAUAUAUAUAUAUAUAUAUAUAUAUAUAUAUAUACACAGUAUA
Dunckerocampus dactyliophorus (ringed pipefish) is the source of this 2975-nucleotide messenger RNA. It is a transcript of the gene kcnip1b, whose product is annotated as Kv channel interacting protein 1 b. The transcript is spliced from 10 exons. Gene Ontology annotation, biological process: regulation of potassium ion transmembrane transport. NCBI's taxonomy places the organism in Eukaryota, Metazoa, Chordata, Actinopteri, Syngnathiformes, Syngnathidae. The coding region runs from base 567 to 1133 and encodes 188 amino acids. Gene Ontology annotation, molecular function: transmembrane transporter binding; calcium ion binding; potassium channel regulator activity. The record is from RefSeq and is a predicted model, not a curated record. Gene Ontology annotation, cellular component: voltage-gated potassium channel complex.